UGUCACUGUUUCCAGCACAGCCAGAGGGACAGAAAAGUCCAGUCCAGUUCACGGGCGGCCCUGAUGGUCCUGACUUAAUCGUGUUAGAAGAAACGGUCAUUCCUGUGGCCACCUGAAGGCUGUGGCUCAGUGCAAGGGCGUGAGGUGCAGGCAGCUCCGGCGGACUUCCCAGCCCUUUUCUUUUCACAGCUGCAGACUUCAGGGAGUUGAACUGCAGUGCUUUGAGUUCACUGCUCACGCUGCCACAGUCGACGUCGGUUGUAAAUUUUCCUGCUGGAACACGUGACGAUGCAUGUCUUGACUAUAUAUCCCAAGUACAGCAGUGGAGCUGUCAGAGCGGAGCCGGGUGCAGAAAGCCCUCAGGACGCCACGACUUAGGGAGUUAGGAAUUCCACACUUGGGACACAGUGUCAGCCUUUGACUGCAGCUGUGUGAGGAUGGAGCCCCUGAACAGCACGCACCCCAGCCCUGCAGCCUCCAGCAGACCCCUCGAGUCCCAUGUGCCCGGCAACAGCAGUGGCCAUGGCAACGAAUACUUCUAUAUUCUGGUUGUCAUGUCCUUCUAUGGCAUUUUCUUGAUUGGGAUCAUGCUGGGCUACAUGAAAUCCAAGAGGCGGGAGAAGAAAUCCAGCCUCCUGCUGCUGUACAAAGAUGAGGAGAGGCUGUGGGGGGAGGCCAUGAAGCCUCUGCCCAUGAUGUCAGGCCUGAGGUCGGUGCAGGUACCCAUGAUGCUGAACAUGCUGCAAGAGAGUGUGGCACCCGCACUGUCCUGCACCCUCUGCUCCAUGGAAGGGGACAGCGUGAGCUCCGAGUCCUCCUCCCCAGAUGUGCAUCUCACCAUCCAAGAGGAGGCAGCCGACGAUGAGCUGGAGGAGACCUCAGAGACACCCCUCAACGACAGCAGCGAAGGGUCCUCGGAGAACAUCCAUCAUGAUUCCUAGCACCCCUAGGUGUCCGGAGGUGGCUCCAUCAGCCAGCACCUGAGACAUAGGAGAGACGUUUCCCAAGUGCCCGGUGUCACUUCUGCAAUGCAGCUGUCACUUUGAAAAGACCGUGGGGCAAGUCCUCCGGGGGAGGCAGGCAGAGAUAAGGCUCUGCAGGGAGUCCUCCGCCCUUGAGCUGCCUUUGGCUUGGACCCACCACUGAAAUGCCCUGAAGACAUACUGUGUGCACAAUUACCUUGGGGCCUGCGUGUUGGGGUCCCUGAUUAGCAUGUGGCCGGAUAAUGUGCUUGUCAUUUUCUCACUGGAUGUCCUGGGUAACUUCAGCAGCAUUUGCUUGUUACCAGGGCUGACAACUGCCCAGGGCAGGCUGAGGGAUUAAUUUUGAUUUGCUAAUUUGUGUACAGCUUUGUUCUUCUAGAUCUGAUUCCAAGUAAGCAUCUCCACAGUGUGGACCUGCAGCGCUUGGUUCAGGGUGUCACACGUUUCUUUGGAUUUGAAAAGUGAAAGUUUGAUGGGGAUUGUUUUUUGAGAAAGCCAGAGAUCUGAACCAGCAUGUUUGCACAACGUAAGGAGAGAAGGCAUCUGUUCACAUUAGCUGGGGUUAUACAAGAUGCUGUUCUAUUGUGAUCUUUUGUCUUGCCUAUGAGCUUGAACUGUGACCUGAGACUGUCCAGCAAGGGAGGUGUGCAUGAUCAUCUUUCAGUCAGAGAGCGUGCCCAGAAUCCAGCCUGUGGUCAGGAUGGCUGUGCAGGGGUUCCCUCCCAACUUUUCUAGAAGGAGGAAUGGUGAGGCUUCACCUCUUGCUGUUGAUUAUUUUCCCGGCCUGGUUUCCUGAGUGGGGAAAGGAUCCACGAGGGCCUCGCAACGUAGGAUUUUUGUCACGUAGCUGAGCCCUAGAAGGGCAUGCUCAGGCCGAGAGCGCUCGAAGCUGGGAACUAAGUUCUUUGCUUUCUGAUCCACAGGCCUGAUGCUAAUUUGCUGUGUGGUCCUGGGCAUGUCAUCAAGAAGCUCAUUGCCUUCAUGGGGCUCCAGAGGCUGUGUAGCCCCAGGGGGCUGGGAGGACAACUUUAGACUUAGUACUGUGUGAUGAAUCCUCCAUAGCCUGGUGUGAGGAAGUUUGGACCAAAUAGUUCCCCUUUGGCCAGUUUGUCUGAAAAGGAUCUGCUGAGUUGAAGAAGCACUUGGAGAUGGAAUAUAUGUAACUGGGGAAUUCGGACUGGGGAACUUGGGGCUAAUCACCAACCAUCCUUGAAGUAGUUUUCCCAGGAAUGAGCCAAAGAGGCAGAUAGCAUGGCUUCCUCUGCAAAGUCCUGUGGAGGGCGGGGUGUGAACGCUCCCAGCUGAGGGAAGAGACAUGCAAAAGACAUGCUCAGGGCUGCUUGUGACGCCCUUGUACUCUUGCGGCCUAUAGCUCUGUAGCAGGUUCUUUUGCCCCUUGAAGACAAGAAGGAAGCAGAAAACCAAAGAGGUCAAGUUUAACUCCAGUUAAAAAACAAAAAACAAACACCCCCCACCCCACAACUUAAUUCCUAUAAAGCACAACUCUGCCUGGGUUGGAGACUGAGCAAUAAGGACCGCUGCCACGGAGAGGUUAACGGUGGGAGCUGGCGUGUCAGCUCACUGACACGGAGGUAGAGGAAAUUUAUUUUUAUGGGGAAAGGGGCCCUCUGUUCACUUUAAAUUUUAGAGUGUGGAUUGACUCCAAAGGGGGCUGUUUAAGUCAAAAGAAGCCAAGUUAAGUUUGGCCUCUUGCCUGGAAUCACUUGAAUUCUGAGACUUUACUGCGACGGACGUGUGCGUUGUCACAUUUUCCAUUGCUUAAUCCUGAAGUUUGGGGCGAGUCUCUCUGUGCCCAUUCAAAAGCGAUGUAUAUACUUUCUUAUUCUAUUGAGUUGUAUAGAAUUGUCUUUUGUAUUUAACGGUUUGUCAGUUUCACAUUUUUUUUUAAUUUAAAUAAACAAACAC
Jaculus jaculus (lesser Egyptian jerboa) is the source of this 2909-nucleotide messenger RNA. It is a transcript of the gene Kcne4, whose product is annotated as potassium voltage-gated channel subfamily E regulatory subunit 4. Gene Ontology annotation, biological process: membrane repolarization during action potential; ventricular cardiac muscle cell action potential; potassium ion export across plasma membrane. The coding region runs from base 438 to 941 and encodes 167 amino acids. The record is from RefSeq and is a predicted model, not a curated record. The transcript has 3 exons. Gene Ontology annotation, cellular component: membrane. Gene Ontology annotation, molecular function: voltage-gated potassium channel activity involved in ventricular cardiac muscle cell action potential repolarization; transmembrane transporter binding; potassium channel regulator activity. Lineage: Eukaryota; Metazoa; Chordata; Mammalia; Rodentia; Dipodidae.